UAUAAUUUCAUUAGGAGCGUUUCUUUAACUGUUAGCAGUAAAAAACAACAUGGGUCUUAAAGGAACGCUAGCGUUUUUGUUGGUGAUAGUUUCGACGACGCUCGCAAUUCAAGAACGACCCUGUGAAAAGUACGGGGAAUACAUCCGUGACGUCACAAACCGAUGUUUUUACUACCGGUGCAUGAGUGACCUGUCGUCUGUUCGCCGUCCCUGCGCCCCCGGAACCACUGUACCCGACGACUAUAUUGGAGACUACGAAUCCAACCCACAAGAUGCCAACCCCUGCCACGGACCGAACUUGCCGUGCGGAGGCACGUGGACCCCCUGGUCAGAAUGGGGCGAAUGCAGCGUCACGUGCGGUGGCGGCGUGCAAUAUAGAACUCGCUCGUGUCCUGCAGGCGGCUGUACUGGCCCUAGCGAAAUGAGCCGGGCCUGCAAUACGGAUCCUUGCACUACCAUCGGUCCGUGGAGCGACUGGAGCGCGUGUUCCACCACGUGUGGGACAGGCACCCAGACACGCACGAGGACGUGCAGCGGCGACUGUGCGGACGUUGUGACGGAGGAGACGAGGGACUGCACCGAAAACAUAUUCUGCGUGGACCCCUGGUCGGACUGGUCGGAGUGCUCGGUGAGUUGCGGGGUGGGCGGUACCAGGACCAGAACCAGGACUUGUGUAGGCAACUGUGAGGGCGUGUCCGUCACCGAAACCGAAGACUGUAAUGCCGACCCGCCAUAUUGUGUCAGUGACUGGAGUGAGUACGGAGACUGUUCUGUGACCUGUGGUAUUGGAGGAACGAAGAUCAGAACCAGAGUUUGUACAGGAAUUUGUGACAAUGUUGCGACACAAGAAAGCGAGAGUUGUGCCGCUGAUCCACCAUAUUGCGUGACUGACUGGACUGAGUGGGGAGACUGUUCCGUCACCUGCGGUGUUGGAGGAACAAGAAUCAGAACCAGAGAGUGUACCGGAAUUUGUGACAAUGUUGCAACACAGGAAAGCGAGAGCUGUGCCGCCGAUCCACCAUAUUGCGUUGGCCCGUGGUCCGAUUGGGGCGACUGCUCCAUCACUUGCGGGGUCGGUGGAACACAGACUAGGAGCCGCACUUGCGACGGGGACUGUGACGGCGUGUCCACUGUGGAGUCCCGAUCAUGCGACGCCGAUCCACCAUUCUGUCUCGGCCCGUGGAGCACAGACGUGGAAACCCCGUGCUCCGUUACCUGUGGCAACGGCACCAAAACGCACACCCGUAUCUGUAUCGGCAACUGUGACAACGUGGUCACGGAAGAGGUCAGGCCAUGUGUCACCGGAGUGCCAUGUUUCCUAUGGACAGAUUGGCUCAACAAGGAUACGCCCGACACCAUUGAUGGAGGAGAUCCCGGCGGCGAUGGCGACUAUGAGAUUGAUCUGAAUGACCCAUGCGGUAAAGGCAACUUCGCAGCCAUGAAAGCCGAGUGUCGCACCGUGGGCACACACAUCCCGCACUACGAAAUGUACGUCGGCGUCGAUCCCACCCCCCUCGUGGUCCCCUGUUUGAAAAUCCCCAUGGGGCUUGUGUGCGCCAACAAUAACGUGCCAAACGGGACCUGUGCAGACUUCGAAGUGCGUUUCUUGUGUCCGAACAACGAGGCCUUCCACGCUCGUUCUCGUGCUUUCGCCACAGUUAUUGAGGGAGGCCCUCCAUAAAAAGUCAAUGUGCAGAGCAUGUCGCCGUAUUGAAUUCGUACUUCGAGUGUUAGUAUUAUUGUAAUAAUUUUUUUUCGGAAAUUUUUGCGCCUAAACAUAUGGUAUAAGUUUAAAUCUGAAAGAAGUAAUAAGUGACAAAAUAGUAAACGACAGUGGUCUAUUUUCAGUUAGAUUUAUGAACAUAUCUUAACAGACGCUUUUUUUAAUUUUUUCCAAGAUCUAAGCAAUAUUACAUCUGGGCCGACAUGCGUUUUGAGAUUUGUGGUACCUAACUUGAAUAAACUAUUUUUCUUUA
Messenger RNA from Lingula anatina, 1976 nucleotides. RefSeq lists its product as uncharacterized. The record is from RefSeq and is a predicted model, not a curated record. Lineage: Eukaryota; Metazoa; Brachiopoda; Lingulata; Lingulida; Lingulidae.